AUGCCGCCUCAAAUCAAGCAAGAUCUGAACCGAUCCGGCUGGGAGUCCACCGACUUCCCGUCGGUCUGCGAGAACUGUCUGCCCGACAACCCCUACGUCAAGAUGCUCAAGGAGGACUAUGGCGCCGAGUGCAAGCUCUGCACGCGACCCUUUACCGUCUUUGCCUGGUCAGCCGACAGAGCCCACGGACGCAAGAAGCGCACCAACAUCUGCCUCACCUGCGCUCGCCUCAAGAAUUGCUGCCAGACCUGCAUGCUCGACCUCAGCUUCGGCCUGCCCGUCGCGGUGCGCGACGCCGCGCUCAAGAUGGUUGCGCCCGGUCCCGGAAGCGAGGUCAACAGGGAAUACUUUGCACAGAACAAGGAAAAGGAGAUCGAGGAAGGACGCGGAGGCACCGAACAAUACGAGCAGACGGACGAAAAGGCACGAGAGCUGCUCAGAAGACUCGCCGCGAGCAAGCCGUAUUUCAGAAAGGGCCGAGCCAUCGAAGACGGCAGCGCGUCGCAGAGCUCUGGCGGUGACGCCGCUGUUGGCGCUGGCGUUGCUGGCCCCGGGCCCAUUCGUACACGAGAUUCCAGGGCCGCCGCCGCAUCGGGAGCAGGACCUAGAUCAGGAGGCAACAGACGACCAUUCCCAGCAGCAUCGCAACUACCACCCGGCCCUCAAGAUUGGCUGCCACCCCAGGACAGGAAUAUCAUGUCACUUUUCAUCACUGGUGUCGAAGAUGAUCUGCCAGAGUACAAGAUUAGAGACUUUUUCAAAGAGCACGGAAAGAUCAAGAGUUUGGUGUGCAGUCACAUGUCGCAUUGCGCUUUCAUCAACUACGAGACGCGAGAGGGAGCUGAAAAGGCUGCAGAGGCGUGCCAAGGUCGUGCUGUCAUUGCUGGAUGCCCCUUGAGAGUCAGGUGGAGUGUACCCAAGGCUGUUGGUACCAUGAACAGAGAGCAGCGCGCCGAGAUGAUCAGGGACGGGCGGAGCGCUUUUGGUGACGUCAGGAAGCAAAAGGCCAUUGCAGGCAGACCUGGCCAGCGAGCGCUGACUCAAGGUGGAGAGGGACAACAAGCACAGCAAGACAUGGAGAGCAUGGCUCCUGUUGCUGCACCCCCUGGGGCCAGUGAGGUGAAUUAUGCCAGCUUGGCGGGUGAAUAA
This is a messenger RNA of Pestalotiopsis fici W106-1, 1149 nucleotides long. Its product is annotated as Pre-mRNA-splicing factor slt-11. Lineage: Eukaryota; Fungi; Ascomycota; Sordariomycetes; Amphisphaeriales; Sporocadaceae. The record is from RefSeq and is a predicted model, not a curated record. Gene Ontology annotation, cellular component: Prp19 complex; U2-type catalytic step 2 spliceosome; U2-type catalytic step 1 spliceosome. The coding region runs from base 1 to 1149 and encodes 382 amino acids. The transcript has a single exon. Gene Ontology annotation, molecular function: pre-mRNA binding; U6 snRNA binding.